CAAAAUCUUGGGAGUUGCUUAGAGCUGAGAUCGAGUCGCCAAAGUUAGUUGAGACGUCGUAGCCCACCGACGAGCGCGCUUUUUUUCCGCUAGUGAGUGCCGAAAACGUGCUGCGAGUGAGUGAAUAUUUACAUUAUUAAUUUAGUAAGUUAUCAUGUACAAGGUCAGCAGGGUAUCUGUGCAAGAUGUCUAUGAGAGAACGCCCGAGUUGAAGAAGAAGGAAGUGGAGGGAAUCCUCACGUGGACACACAAUCAGCGGCAUUUGCCGAAGAUAACAGAAUAUGAAGCGGCGAUUUUUCAUCAUUCGCGCUACUUUAAUUUUGAAGAGACGAAAAAAGCCAUUGAUAUUUACUUUACGCAUCGCGCAAAGAAUCCCAACAUCUUCAGAGAUCGAGAUCCGCAAUCAGAUGAACUUCGGCCAGUGAUCGAGAGCCAAGUAUUCUACCCUCUUCCGAAAACAUUACCCAGUGGAUACAGCGGAAUGUUUUUUGCAUUCGUUAAUCCAGACACGAAGAAAUUCAAUUGUACUUCAACCCUUAAGCUGGGUUCUUUCCUCAUUUUUAGGGCUUCCAUGAUGAUGGACUAUUGGCACAUGACUGAGGGAAUUUCCAAAGGGCACAGUCUGGUUGUGAAUAUGCAGGGAUUUUCAUUGGGGCACCUCUUCCGGCUGCAUAUUGGGCCUCUUCGGGCUUUUGUUGCCUUCGCCCAAGAGUACAUUCCACUCCGUCUGAAGGAAAUUCAUUUUGUAAAUUCAAAUAGGGUCACACAAAGAUUCAUUGGAAUCCUCAAGCCAUUCCUCAAGAAGGAAGUCUACGAGAUGAUGAAGAUUCACACAUCAAUGGAAGCGGCAUAUGAAUGUAUUCCACGUGAGUACUUCCCAUCUGAUCUGGGAGGUUCGUGGAAAUCCACGGCUCAACUCCAAGAGGACAUGACAAGUAUUCUCAUGGAGAAUAAAAAGAACUUCCAGGAUGAGGAGACAGAGAGGAAUGUGGAAGAGAGUUUGAGGGGAUGAUACCAAAGUCAAAGGGUUCUAGACAAUUCUUGUGGUUCGUUGGGGGGGGGGAGGGAGGGGGUUUGUGGGAAUCUUAAAGAUGGUAUUUGUAUAUAAUUUAUAUUAUUUCGGAAUAUAAGAUACUUUUUACAAGGAUUU
Lutzomyia longipalpis is the source of this 1150-nucleotide messenger RNA. RefSeq names its product retinaldehyde-binding protein 1-like. The coding region runs from base 155 to 1012 and encodes 285 amino acids. Gene Ontology annotation, cellular component: membrane. Lineage: Eukaryota; Metazoa; Arthropoda; Insecta; Diptera; Psychodidae. The record is from RefSeq and is a predicted model, not a curated record. The transcript has 4 exons. Gene Ontology annotation, molecular function: phosphatidylinositol bisphosphate binding.